Messenger RNA from Gossypium arboreum, 1843 nucleotides. RefSeq names its product F-box protein At5g03970. The coding region runs from base 424 to 1653 and encodes 409 amino acids. Lineage: Eukaryota; Viridiplantae; Streptophyta; Magnoliopsida; Malvales; Malvaceae. The record is from RefSeq and is a predicted model, not a curated record. The transcript has 2 exons. Gene Ontology annotation, molecular function: protein binding.
UCCCGGAACUUAAAAAUUUUCAAGUCUCCCAUGCCCUGUCAUCGUGUAAACUCUAAAUGGUUUUCCAUUGUUAAAUUAUAACCUCGAUAAUCUAUCCGAUUUAUUGCAAAUUGGCUAAAGUUUCAGUCUUGGGUCACUCAAAUCAAUACUGUUCACUAUUUUUCUCGAGGGUUGGUUAAAUCCAAGGUAUGAACGACAUGUCGUUUUGGACAUCCCGUUUUAACUCAAAACCCCUUUUAUCCUUUUUAUGAAAAUUGAGAAUCUUUGUUCUGAUUAUCUUGGGGAAGAAGCUCUCUCUCAUUACGAUCCUACUUUAAUCAAUCCAUUUCAGGCUGUCUUUUUUGAAUCAUCAUAGUGAUGCAACUUCAAAGAAUCGAGUGGUUUGAUUCUUUACAUACAUCUUGAAGGAUUUGUGUAUUCUACAUGAAGAGUAGACGGAUGAAACAUGAGGGUGUUCUUCAUACUGCAUUGAGUUGCGAUGACAUCCUCUGCAAUAUCCUUAUCCGGUUACCACCCGAAUCUAUAACCAAGUUUGUUAUUGUAUCAAAGCGGUGGCUGAGCUUGAUUUGCAGCUCUUCUUUUCGGCACAGUUAUUUGAGUAGAUGGAGAGUAGAAUUUAACCUGUUAGGAUUCUUUGUGUGCAAUUCCUUGUACCUUGGAAGACCUAAAGGCGGUGCUCGUCGCCCCCGUUCUGAACCUGCUCUCCCAUUGCUGUCUUCUAGUAGAGAGGGUGAUGAUUUGAAGUUUUCUGGGGUCCUUAAAAAGCUUGGUUACUUUAUCGACUCUUCUGAUGGCCUUCUUCUUUGUGGUCGUCACCCGAAGACCUAUUUUGUAUGGAAUCCCAUCACCAAGCAACAACAUAAACUACCUCAUCCGCGGGUGCACUUUGAGGAGUUGUGCAUGGCCUUCAUUGUUGAAGACUCACCUGACGAUGAAAUCUGCUACAGGGUUGUUCGUGCAAAAUGUGAAAGCAGAUUCGAGGAGGUCAAUGUUGUUACAAUAGAAACUUUCUUGUCAAAGAUCAGUACGUGGUGUUAUUCCAAGCUGAGAUGUUCUUCAACUAUAUCUCUAUCUCCUUGGACUUCAGGUACCGUGAUUGGAGAUGUCAUCCACUGGUAUGCAGCGCAGGGGAACAUAGCUAUUUACGACCCGUAUCAUCAUGAGAAGCAUAUUGCUUUAGUUAAACUCCCGGGGCCAUUUGAUUUCGAUGAGCAAGUUCUCGGGGAGUCUUCGGACGGGUGUCUACAAUAUGGUUGGAGCUGUAAAGCUGGCCUGCAGAUAUGGGUUCUUGAAAAGGGCUUUGAUGGUUAUUCAUCUUUAUUCUCAACUAACGAACAGUCAAGUCUUUCUUGGAGCUUGAGAUAUAAGUUGAAUUUCAAAAUCAUGUGGAGAAAGAAUCCAACACUUGCCACAAAAUGUGUUACACGGAAAGAAACCGAAAUACUGGCAUUUUCUCCACAAGAUUCCAAAUCAGUCUUCAUUAGAUCUGGAUCAAGCAUAUAUCUCUAUCACAUCGGGAGUGGAAGGAUGGAAGUGAUCCAGUACCAAGGUCGCGGAUCUUCUAUCUUAUCGGAUUUUUCCAAAGUAGUACCCUACUUUAAACGAGCUUGGCCCCAAUCUACCUUGUGUUGUGGCGGAAACAGCUCGACAUGAAUGUUUGCAAUGUGCCAUGUCUGCGGAGUUCCACAACCAUAAUUUAGGUCAUACUUUGCAGGUACCCCCCUUUUCAUUUAGGUAAUUUAUGGAUGCCACUGUGAUGAUAUAUAUGUAUAUGUAUAUGAACAGCUUUAUAACCCGUGCCUCUAUCUAUGGCUUUUAUUAGGGAUCACUGAUCUUCAUCAAA